GCGAUCUCCCACCCCACCCAUAGCCUGAGAAGUUCUCAACAGCAGUUACUUGGAGUUGUUGCUAGCUAGCCUCAAUCGAGAAGCAAGUAAAGUUCGUCAACCAUGAGGCUCUUCGAGGACCUACCGCCGGCGAUCUCCCACCCCGCCCACACGGCGCACGAGCUGAAGCUGGUGACCACCGGCGGGGCUCCGUUCCGAUGCGACGGCUGCAUGCAGCUCGGCGACGACGGGCCAAGGUACAGCUGCGAGGCAUGCAGCUUCGACCUCCACACCUGCUGCGCCGUCCCGACGGCCACCCUCCAGCACGCCCUCUUCAAGAAAUGCACCUUCACCUUCCACCACGAGCCCCCCUCCGGCGGCCGGCACUGCGACGCGUGCGGCGACGACGUGGUAGGCUUCGUGUACCACUGCCACAAGAGCGGCCUCGACCUCCACCCCUCCUGUGCCCAGCUACCGGAGCGCCAUGUCCAGGACGGCCAGGUGUUCGAGCUCCGCAAGGAGGCGUCGCGUCCGUGCCGCUUCUGCGGAAAAAACGGGUACCGCAGCGAGUUCUGGGCCUAUCGCUCCUACUGCGACGGCGAGGUUUCCUACCUGCACGUUGCGUGCUUGAAGGGCGCCCCCCGAACCCGGAAGGUUAGCAGCGGCGGCCAGAUCGUGCUAGCGGAAGCACCGAUAAUCGACGGCGUGUUGCUGAGCCUGCCCGCGAGUACGCGUAGGAGCCGCGGGUUCGACCGCUUCCGCAAGAUCGUCGGUGUGGUCGCGAGUGUCAUCAUAGCGGUGAUAUUUGGAAAUCCGAUGGCACUGAUCGCCACGGUUGCUGGCCCCAGCGGGCUUCUUCGAGGCUAGCGUUCCAACUUCAACCUGGCAUGAUUGUUUGAGGAAGACAGCGACUCUCUGCUCUCUGCUGCAUUUUUUUAAACUGUUUUCACUAUAUUGGUUCAUGUAAUGAAACUCGUUUAUGCAAACUUAGUUUCUGGUCUCAUU
This is a messenger RNA of Lolium perenne, 984 nucleotides long. RefSeq names its product protein VACUOLELESS GAMETOPHYTES-like. Lineage: Eukaryota; Viridiplantae; Streptophyta; Magnoliopsida; Poales; Poaceae. The record is from RefSeq and is a predicted model, not a curated record.